Messenger RNA from Lasiodiplodia theobromae, 1143 nucleotides. Its product is annotated as BTB/POZ domain containing protein. The transcript is spliced from 3 exons. Gene Ontology annotation, biological process: Golgi organization. Gene Ontology annotation, cellular component: Golgi apparatus. Gene Ontology annotation, molecular function: protein binding. The coding region runs from base 1 to 1143 and encodes 380 amino acids. The record is from RefSeq and is a predicted model, not a curated record. NCBI's taxonomy places the organism in Eukaryota, Fungi, Ascomycota, Dothideomycetes, Botryosphaeriales, Botryosphaeriaceae.
AUGAGCAUGUUCGGAGCCCUAAACCGCUUCAUCUCGCGCCUCGAUGCCGAGCCCCAAGACCGCGACCAGAGCACCAAAGGCGCCUAUGGCUUCCAGAUCCUGCGCAACACCAACCAGGAGCUGUCCAUAGAGCCCUGGUUCGACUUCAUCAUCGGCGUUAACGGCCGCACAAUAGACAAUCCCGACCCGACGCUCUUCGCAACCGAAGUCCGCAACUGUGCCGGCCACACCAUCAGCUUGGGCGUGUGGAGCGCAAAAGGCCAACGCAUCCGCGAACUCUUCGUCCCUAUUCCCGCCGAGAACCCGACACUCGGACUUUCCUUGCAAUGGAGUCCACUGUCGAGCACCGAAGACGUGUGGCACAUUCUUGAUGUGCAGCCAAACUCCCCGGCCGACCUCGCUGGUCUUUUGCCCUACGGCGAUUAUGUCAUCGGUAGCCCUGAAGGCCUCGUGAGAGGCGAGUCGGGGCUCGGAGAGUUGGUUGAGGACUACAUCAACCGCCCACUUCGUCUGUUCGUUUACAACCACGAGUACAACGUCACCCGCCCCAUCACCAUCACCCCCUCCCGCAACUGGGGCGGCCAAGGCCUCCUCGGCUGCGUCCUCGGCUUCGGCGCGCUGCACCGGCUGCCCGCUCCGCUGGAGGAACCGCCCUCCGGUCCGGGUGAGACCCUCUUCGACACGGCCUACACGACCAACGCUCCCACUGGCGCCGAUUCCGCCGGUCCUGGAUUCAUCGGGGCGGGCGCGGGCAGCGGCAUGCCACCCCCGCCCUCAUCAGCGUCCCCGUCCUCGUUCUUCGUGCCCGCAAACAUGCACACCCCGCCUCCACCCAAGAGCAGUGCGUCUCCCGGUCCUGGUCAGCAAGCAGCGGCGGCGGCGACGCACGGCGGCCGGACGCGCAAGGCCCGCGCGCAUCAUGCUGUGGCGGCUGGGGGCAUCGACGACUACUUCAAGGAAGGUGAAGAGAAGAGCAAGGAAUUGGACUAUGGGGGCGGAGGAGGCGGACGUGGAAGCGUGCCGCCGCCUCCGAAAGCGGGAGGUCCGCCAAAAGGAGGCUCGCCGAUGGGAGGUCCCCCGAGGGACGGUCCGGCCUCGGCUGCUACCAGCCCUCCUCCAGCAGCGGAGGAAGCAUCAGGAUAG